Gordionus sp. m RMFG-2023 is the source of this 363-nucleotide messenger RNA. RefSeq names its product histone H4. Gene Ontology annotation, biological process: nucleosome assembly. The coding region runs from base 5 to 316 and encodes 103 amino acids. Gene Ontology annotation, molecular function: structural constituent of chromatin; DNA binding; protein heterodimerization activity. Lineage: Eukaryota; Metazoa; Nematomorpha; Gordioida; Chordodea; Parachordodidae. Gene Ontology annotation, cellular component: nucleosome. The record is from RefSeq and is a predicted model, not a curated record. The transcript has a single exon.
UAAAAUGACUGGUAGAGGCAAAGGUGGAAAAGGUUUAGGAAAAGGAGGAGCUAAACGUCAUAGAAAAGUUCUUAGAGAUAAUAUUCAAGGAAUAACCAAACCAGCUAUCCGCAGAUUGGCCAGAAGAGGUGGUGUCAAACGCAUUUCCGGGCUCAUAUAUGAAGAAACUCGUGGUGUAUUGAAAGUUUUUCUAGAAAAUGUGAUAAGAGACGCUGUUACUUAUACUGAACACGCCAAGAGGAAGACUGUUACCGCCAUGGACGUUGUGUAUGCCUUGAAAAGACAAGGACGAACUCUGUAUGGUUUUGGUGGAUAAAAAAAUCUUGCUCCAAAGCAAAUAAUACCCAACAGCCCUUUUUAGGG